Molecule: messenger RNA, 3285 nt
Organism: Lates calcarifer (barramundi perch)
Lineage: Eukaryota; Metazoa; Chordata; Actinopteri; Centropomidae
Product: zinc finger protein 585A
Exons: 9
Coding region: 1-3117 (1038 amino acids)
Biological process (GO): regulation of transcription by RNA polymerase II
Cellular component (GO): nucleus
Molecular function (GO): DNA-binding transcription factor activity, RNA polymerase II-specific; RNA polymerase II cis-regulatory region sequence-specific DNA binding
Source: RefSeq, a predicted model, not a curated record
AUGAAUGUUCUUCUGAUGAGACAUGUUAAGUCUCAUAUGAAAAUGCACACUAAAAAGACUGCUGCCAUGACGAAGGUGCAAGAGGAAGAAAAGACAGCCUGCGUUUUGAUCAACUCAGGGGGAGAGGAGUUAGAAUGGGAUCCUGCUAACUCUGGAGACAUUUCUGAUGUGCACCACACUGAUGAUCAGCAGCAGGAUAGACGUGUGGACCAAUCUUGCUGCUGCCAAAUGUGUGGUGAGAAAUUCCUGAACAGCAGAGCUCUGCAGCGACACCUGAGGACUCACCAUGGAAACAAACCUCACAAAUGUUCACAGUGUGAGAAAAGUUUUAAUUUCAUGAACAGGCUGAAGAGACACUUUCUAACCCAUACCAAAGAGAAACCCUUUACUUGCCCAGUGUGUAACAAAAGAUUCUCUCGGAAGGACCAAUUGAAGGAGCACCUCCGUAUACACAGAUGGUCAGCUGAAGGCAAGGAAGGUGCAGUAGCUCUGGAGGGAGUGGAGACUGCCCGAGCUCCCAUCAGCUCAGACACGUCACCUCUGGAGAGGAGUUCUGCUGUUUCUUUGCUCCACACAGGUAAUGCUCCUGAUGUUUCAUUACCCUGUGAUGUGCACACGGCCACGCCAAGCACCCCUAGAACUAACCAUUCUGUGAACACGACACCCAGGAAAUGUCUAAUGAAACCUAAGGCUGUGGAGCUCUUCAGCUGCACAGAGUGCAGCAAGGAGUUCCAGAGCGCAUACGCCAGAGAUCGUCACCUGAGACAGAAGCAUGGCAAACACCAGAUUCACAAGUGCUGCGACUGUGGACAGACAUUUAAAGCCAACCGAAACUUGAGGGUUCACCGGAGGAUACACCACCCGGGUCCUGCGGCGGCUGUGGAUUGCGAAGAGGAGCGCAGAGCUCCAAAGAUGUUUAUUUGUCCAGCAUGUAGGAAGCAGUUCCCUACGAGUGCCUCACUAAAACGACACGUCAUUAUUCACACAGGGAACAAACCAUACAAGUGCCCUUUGUGUGGGAGAGGUUUCACACAGAUUGGAAACCUCAAAACACACCAAAAGGUUCACAAAGGGAAAUUCACCAGCAUGUCAGCAUCAGAGAAGGGUUCCCCUCAGACUGAAGAGGCUCAGUCAUCACUGGAAAUCUGCUUCUGUCAUUUGUGUUGGACACAAUUUUCAGAUAAACAAGUAUUAGAAGAGCACUUGAAGCAAGCCCAUGAAUCAAAGAAACCAUUUUCCUGUGCACAGUGUGGCAAGAGAUUCAUGUAUAUGCAGAAAUUAAAAGAACAUGAAGUCGGGCAUGAGGGCCUGAAGCCCUACCAGUGUUCCCAGUGUGAUAAAGGUUUCCAGAGCUCAAAGGGACUAGAGAACCACAUGCGAGAUCACACAGGAGAGAAACCAUUCGCAUGCAUUAAAUGUGGAAAAAGAUUCAAGCAAGAAUCUACUCUGAGAGCACACUACGUGACUCACUCUGGAGAGAGGCCUCAUCUGUGCUCCAUCUGUGGUAAAUGUUACGCCAGGGCUGAAGAGCUUAAAGUUCACCUCAGAGUUCAUACAGGAGAGAAGCCGUACCAGUGCGACAAGUGUGGGAAGAGUUUCUACUACAGGCAAGGCUUCAACAACCAUAAAAAAACUCAUAGUGCCAAACCCAUAGGACCAACCAGGCAGCUCGGCAGACCCAGACUGCUGGGGAGUCCCAGGAAGUCAGACAGGCGCAAGAAGAUCUCACAAAGCGCUCCGCCUGAUUCAGAUGGAGAGGACCUGACCUGGGAGCCUCCUGACCUCGGAAACAGGUCUCCUCAUCAGCUCGGGAACCAAGAAAAUCAUCCUGCAGAGAACCACAACCAGACAUCCAGGUGGAAUUAUUGUCAUAAUACAGCAGUUGGUUUGUGGGACCAAAACCCAGAUACGUCUGCCUGGAGAGCAGCAGAGGGUCAAGAUACGUACUGUAGUCCAACAGGAGGGAGCGUCGCCUUCAGGGCCCACCUCAGAGGCGCGGCGGAGCAGGAGCACUUUGAGGAGAGCUGUCCAGCAGGACAGCCCUCCUGGCCCUCUGGGACUUCCUCUGUACCAGCACCUUCAGAGCUGAGUCUCAGCUCACAUCACUCACAUAACAGUACAUCAAAGAAAAUACAUUUGAGCAAGAGGACUGGAGAGGUGAAAGAACAUGAAGAACAGACACCUGCAACACAGGGCCAGGAUCACAGCCCAGCAGCUAAAGGAGAAACUCCAAUAAGGCCAGAACCUGUAGAUGAGCAAAGCUCCCAUGAACAGCCGCAGGAAAAGCUGCCUGCGGAGCCUAAACAAUACCAGGAGCCACGCAGACCCAAGAAGAAGUACGACUGUCCGGCCUGUGGAAGAGUUUUUGCCCACAAUACUGCUCUGCAGCGACACCUUGUGAUCCACUCAGGAAAAAGACCGUUUAAGUGCUUCAUAUGUGGACGAGGUUUCACCCAGAGCGGAAACCUCAAAACACACAUGAAAGUUCACAAAGGAGAGCUGCCAAAUUGGACGUUAGUUAAAGAGACGACGACUCCUGAAGAAUCUUCUGUUGCAGUUCAUGUAUGUGGGGAUUGUGGAAUGGACUUCCCUCAGAAACAACAGCUGGAAGAACACAGAGAGACUCACAAAAAGCCUUACGAGUGUCCUGACUGUGCCAAGACUUUCAAAAAUGAAUAUUACUUUAAAUUACAUAAGCGCAUUCACACUGGAGAUUCACCUUUCCUCUGCUCAGAGUGUGGAAAGAGCUGCGUUACAGCAGAUGCACUUAAAAAACACCAGUUGAGACACACUGGAGAGAAGAACUUUUACUGUGAUCAGUGUGGGAGGUCGUUUUCACAAUCCUCCAUCCUCAACGUCCACCUCAAAACUCACACAGGAGAGCGGCCUCAUCUCUGCUCUAUCUGUGGUAAAAGCUACUCCAAAGCAUGUGACCUGAAAGUUCACAUGAGAGUUCACACUGGAGAGAAACCGUAUACUUGUGAGAAAUGUGGCAAGUGCUUCUAUUACUCUCAAGGUUAUCGAACGCAUCUUAAGAUUCACGACAAGAAGCCAAAACUACCAUCAAAACCUCGGGGGAGACCAAAACAGGAGCUGUUAGUGGUAAAUAAACAAUAAUGUCAUAUGGAAAAUGUAUGGCAGGAAUCAUAUGUGAUAGAAAAGUAUAUGGUGUACACUCUGCUCUAUUGUUACUUGUAUUGGACUUCUGUGGGUUUUUUCCCCACUUUUGUCUUAAUUGCUUUUAUGUUGUACAUUCAAAAAUAAAACAAGUAACUAACAUCAGAA